GACUUACAAGUUGAGACCCGAGACGUGAGCAAGUCGAGUUUGGAAUAUACUAAAGACGUGCCUGCACAUUAUCAGAAUUCAUCUAUUUUAUUUGAUCAUUAUCUUCCUAACGUCUGGGCAGAAAAGAAGAAAGAACAGCUAAAUAAUCGAUUAUCUCUUGUAUCAUAUAUAGUUGCUUUUAUAGUAUUACAUCGGCAGGGCUAUAGAAUCGUUGAAUAUUCAGGAUGGACUUAUAUAUUAAAAUGGCUAUUGAAUCCUGAAUAUUACCAUAUUGAUAAACACGGCAAA
Messenger RNA from Dentiscutata erythropus, 288 nucleotides. The record is from the annotation of a GenBank genome assembly. NCBI's taxonomy places the organism in Eukaryota, Fungi, Glomeromycota, Glomeromycetes, Diversisporales, Gigasporaceae.